AUGAGUUGCAUGACAACGAAUGUGCACAAUAAGAACCCGAAGACUCGAAAGCAGUGGGCCAGCAAUAUCAAGUUGGUUUUCGGUUGAAAAACCGGAAAUUGGAACUUCAAUUGAAUUGGAACUUUCUGCUGGGCAGACCUGGGAGCAUGUUGUGGCAGGCGCGACCUGAUUGAUGCUUUUGGUCUCGGGCAGGUGCAAACCGGGCAUGUCUCCCACCCCGCCGAGCUACACUACGUGCCCAUUGCAGUGCUCACUUCGUGCACAGGUAUUGCUUCAAUUCAUUCUGCGGGAUCUCUCACCUACUCGGUACCGAUCCGCCGCGCUGGUUUUCACGAUGCCAGAUUGGGAGGAUUAUUCGACCCCGAGGGUGGUAUUGGCAGCCAGAUCCGAAAUUGAGAACCAAGGUUGCCGAACACAUGGAGGAGUUGGCAUUUUCCAGAAGAUUGUAACCGUGUCCUUCCGCGGACACACCUCCCUCCGACUUUCAGACAAAGCUGAACGGAACGGCUCUGUCAUGUUCUCUGCAAGGCGGAGGAGAUAUGUCGACUCGAUCUGGUUCAACAGAGGCCCUCUGAUCUUAAACCUGCAUUGGUUGAGGGCACGCGGAGUGACGGGACGUUGGAGGUCAAGCACAGGUGAUGCGGAUUCUCUCCAAUCGAGGGUCAAUCCACUCCGGCGGAACUGCCCUGGAGACUCGCGAAACGUUCGGGUCCGCCAAGAAGCCGGCCAUUGGUCCGGCAACGGACCCGGUACAGGCACCCCGGAUACGACUCCACGGGACCUCAUUUGAAUCGCGUUGAUGAGAUGCUCCCACAAGAGAGUUCUGGUCGGCUCAGUCCCGAUCUGCGUCAGGAAGACAAUGGACGGAACAUCACCUGCAACGGUCACGAGUGUUCCUAACGGUUGUGGGAAUUGUCAUGACAAGGAGCUAACCAAAAAAGCAAUUGCUUGCCAAACACGGGAGCUAUGGGAUCCUAGCAAGGAAGAGGCCCCCAGCA
This is a messenger RNA of Chaetomium strumarium, 998 nucleotides long. RefSeq lists its product as uncharacterized. Lineage: Eukaryota; Fungi; Ascomycota; Sordariomycetes; Sordariales; Chaetomiaceae. The record is from RefSeq and is a predicted model, not a curated record. The transcript has a single exon. The coding region runs from base 173 to 790 and encodes 205 amino acids.